Molecule: messenger RNA, 1126 nt
Organism: Suillus paluster
Lineage: Eukaryota; Fungi; Basidiomycota; Agaricomycetes; Boletales; Suillaceae
Product: short-chain dehydrogenase
Exons: 5
Coding region: 1-852 (283 amino acids)
Source: RefSeq, a predicted model, not a curated record
AUGGGCAAGUUCCGCUUUCUCCAUUUUCUUCGCGAGCAAUGGACAGAGCUCCCGAUCUCCACUGCGGAUGUCAGCGACAAGUCGCUGGUCGUGGUCGGUGCUAAUGUCGGGCUUGGAAACGAAGCUGCCGUGCAUUUAGCCCAGCUAAGCCCCAAGAGCCUGUUGAUCACCAGCAGAGACGAAGCCAAGUGCGAAGGGUCAAAAGCAGACGUGGAAACCCGGUCGGGCAUGACUGAUAUCGAAUCCUGGCCUCUCGAGCUAUGCUCAUUCGACUCAGUGCGUUCUUUUGUGAACAGGUUUGAGGCGAAGGGCUGCACAGUAGACGCUCUAAUUGCCAACGCCGGCAUAGUGACAAUAAAGUACGCGAAAACCCCGGAUGGCUACGAAACUUCAUUGCAAGUGAAUUACCUCUCGACCGCUUUGUUGAGCACUAUUGAUGCUGCUCACCUCAACAAGACCGGGACCCCUGAAAACCCCUCCAGACUUGUCAUUGUGACUAGUGCGGUUCAUUAUCUCGCCAACAGAUUGGAAGGAGCAGAUAAAUGGCCUAGUAUCAUCGACAAAAAAAGACGAGGAGUAUUGUACCUAUUUGCUGGGAGCAUUUACAAAGGGUUAAUGGCACGCACGACUGAUAUGGGCAGUCGAACCCUUGUCCACGCAGCAAUCGAACCAGUGAGAGGGAACGGCAUGGUCACUACGUGUCGAGCUGUGAGGUUGCAGAGGAGUGAUUAUGCUCUCAGCGUGGAAGGAAGGGAGGUGUCAAAGCGUCUGUGGUAUGAGACCAUCAAGAUCCUUGGAGACAUCGAUCCAAGAGUUCGCACAAUUAUGUCUGAGUACCUCAUCCAGGACUAGCAUUGGAGUAGGGGACCCCUAUGUAAGGCCGACUUAUAGUUCGAUGGAAUGGAACGAGAAGACGAGAAAUGCGAGACGUGUCGUUUUACGACCGAAAGCGGGAACAACGAGAGAGUCUGUAAGGCUGGUGCUGUGAGGAUCUUUUCGUGCUUGGAGCGGGGAAUCAGAGUCUUGGAUUCUGCUAUAGUACGAGUGCACAGGCGCGGUAUCUAAGUGUUUGCGACCGAACGAUUAAACCAGAUUUGAGUAGGUAGCAUGUGGAGCUGAAAAUAAU